Charadrius vociferus (killdeer) is the source of this 1593-nucleotide messenger RNA. RefSeq names its product ilvB (bacterial acetolactate synthase)-like (gene ILVBL). The transcript is spliced from 15 exons. Gene Ontology annotation, cellular component: acetolactate synthase complex. Gene Ontology annotation, molecular function: magnesium ion binding; acetolactate synthase activity; thiamine pyrophosphate binding. NCBI's taxonomy places the organism in Eukaryota, Metazoa, Chordata, Aves, Charadriiformes, Charadriidae. The coding region runs from base 1 to 1593 and encodes 530 amino acids. Gene Ontology annotation, biological process: L-valine biosynthetic process. The record is from RefSeq and is a predicted model, not a curated record.
AUGGAUCUCCUUGCCGGUAUCAGCGUCGCCUGUGCCGGGCUCCUGGCGGUGUUGGCGGCGGCGCUGCUAGCGGCGGCGUAUCGUUUGGGGCUCCUCUACCAGCUCUGGCAUAAGGUGGACCCCCAAAGCCCCCGGCACGGCGGUGAGUUGGUGGCAGAGGUGUUGAAGGCACACGGCGUCCGCUUUCUCUUCGCACUGGCUGGUGGCCACAUCUCACCCAUCUUGGUGGCCAGCGAGAAGCUGGGAAUGAUAUGGAAGGGGACCUCAUGGCCAGAACCUUCUCCUGCCCCGAUGGACGGAGGGUUUUGGGGUCGCAUCGGUGUGGCCGCCCGCACCGGCGGGCCCGGUGUCACCAACACGGUGACGGCCGUCAAGAACGCCCAAAUGGCCGAGUCACCGGUGCUGCUCAUCGGAGGAGCGGCCGCGACGCUGCAGAAGAUGAGCAACCAACCGUGCCCCGAACCUCCAGCUGAAAAUCGGGGUGCAGAGGGGAUCCCCUUUCCACCACCCCCCACCUACACCCCACCCCGUUUCCCCGCAGGUCGCAUCGGUGUGGCCGCCCGCACCGGCGGGCCCGGUGUCACCAACACGGUGACGGCCGUCAAGAACGCCCAAAUGGCCGAGUCACCGGUGCUGCUCAUCGGAGGAGCGGCCGCGACGCUGCAGAAGGGUCGGGGAGCCCUGCAGGACAUCGACCAACUCUCGCUCUUCAAGACGCUCUGCAAAACGUGCGUCUCGGUGCGCACCGUCCGCGACAUCGUCCCCGCGCUCCGCCAAGCCAUCGCCACCGCACAGUCGGGGACCCCCGGACCCGUCUUCGUGGAGCUCCCCAUCGAUGUCCUCUACCCAUUCCACGUGGUGGAGAAGGAGAUCGGGGGCACCAAGAGCGGCCGGGGGUUGCGGGGAAAGAUGGUGCAGUGGUAUCUCCAAAACUACAUCCGUAACCUUUUCGUGGGUGCCUGGGAGCCCCGGGACAUGUCCCCAUUGCCCGUGCAGGUGCCACUGGCCACCGAUGAUGAGGUACAGCGGUGCGCGGAGCUGGUGAGCCGGGCCACCAAACCGCUGGUGCUGGUGGGCAGCCAGGCCAUGCUGCCACCCACGCCGGCCGAGGAGCUGCGCCCCUACAACGCCCUUCCCCGACGUCCCCUUGCCUGGCUGGACCCCGGAGCUUUCGGCACAUUGGGAGUCGGCGGAGGGUUCGCGCUCGGCGCUAAGCUCUGCCGUCCCGAGGCGGAGGUUUGGGUCCUCUACGGUGACGGCUCGUUGGGCUACAGCUUGAUGGAGUUCGACACCUUCGUGCGGCACAAGACGCCCGUCAUCGCACUGGUGGGCAACGACGCGUGCUGGAGCCAGAUUUCCCGGGAACAAGUGGCAUUGCUGGGUAGCAACGUGGCGUGUGGCCUCGACUUUAGGGACCAUCACAUGGCCAUGCUGUGCCUGGUGGCACGAGCCUUGGUGGUGGGCCGCCCUGCCCGCGAGCGGCUGGACGCCGUCCUCCGUGCCGCGCAGGAAGCGUGCCGCCAAGGCCGCCCCGUCCUCAUCAACGCCCUCAUCGGCAAGACCGACUUCCGCGAUGGUUCCAUCUCCGUUUAA